AUGGUUGAGAGGCUUGUGAAUGGCUCAUGGAAACCAUUCAUGGCAGAUGAUGUGCAGAUGGAAUUUGUUCGCAUUGACCCAUUCAUCAGGUUGACCAUGACACCCAGUACUGAAGGGGUUUUCUCAGUCAAGUUCACGGUACCUGAUGUCUAUGGUGUUUACCAGUUCAAGGUGGAGUACAAUCGUGUUGGUUUUACACGUCUUUUCAGUUCCACUCAGGUAUCAGUUCGACCAUUCACUCACCGAGAAUAUGAGAGAUUUAUUGAGUGUGCCUACCCAUAUUAUGCUAGUGCCUUCUCCAUGAUGUUUGGUGUAUGGUUAUUUUCCAUGGUUUUCUUGCACCACAAAGAACCUAUCCCCAAACGUAAGGCUGAAUAAGGUUGCUUGUUUGACCUAACAGAACUAGUUAACUUAACCAUUCCUGCUGUUUCUUUCAGCUGUUGUUUGUGUAGAAAAGAUACAUAAGAAGCAUAUUCAUAAAUUUACAUUUGGUAACUAGAGGAUUUUUCAUGAAUCUUAAUAUUGAUAUACUGUAUUUUGGAGCUUAAUGUAAAUAUAUUGAUGUAAUUUUCAAUAUAAUAUGAUCUUGUGUAAGCUUGUUUUCAUCACCUUUAAACUUGCUGUCUUUUUUUCUUUCUUUUUCUUUUUUUUUUUUUUAAUAUCACAAUAUAUGGCUAAAAGGUACAUAGUUUUUUCUUUGUUAUAUGUGAAAUAACUUGCAUAUUUCAUCAUGUGAACUUGUAAUUGUUAUCUCUGCCAGUAAAACUACUUGAAAGAAAA
Messenger RNA from Penaeus indicus, 780 nucleotides. RefSeq names its product dolichyl-diphosphooligosaccharide--protein glycosyltransferase 48 kDa subunit-like. Gene Ontology annotation, cellular component: endoplasmic reticulum membrane; oligosaccharyltransferase complex. The record is from RefSeq and is a predicted model, not a curated record. The coding region runs from base 1 to 378 and encodes 125 amino acids. The transcript is spliced from 3 exons. Lineage: Eukaryota; Metazoa; Arthropoda; Malacostraca; Decapoda; Penaeidae.